Messenger RNA from Xenopus tropicalis (tropical clawed frog), 2134 nucleotides. RefSeq names its product regulator of G-protein signaling 7 binding protein (gene rgs7bp). The transcript has 6 exons. The record is from RefSeq and is a predicted model, not a curated record. The coding region runs from base 442 to 1203 and encodes 253 amino acids. Lineage: Eukaryota; Metazoa; Chordata; Amphibia; Anura; Pipidae.
UGUGCCGAGCUGCUAACAACGUCAGUGUGCCGGACUCCCAGCCUCUCCCAGUCCCAUCCAGCUCAUUCACUGGGAGGGAAGCGCCAGGUGUAGCACCCCCAGCAGCAUGGAGGGGCCGGGGCAGGGGGAGAGCGACUGAGCGCUGGGAAUGGCAACUCCGGGCUACUCGCUGAAUAGAAGGCGUUGGGCUGACAUUGUGACAUCGCUAGUAGGAAUCGCAAUGGCACUGGAGGGCUGACAUUACCGCAGUGCUCCCCGUACGGUUGCAGUUAUGCCGCAAGACACAGCAGCCGCCGCUCCCCGUCGGGCUCAAGGUUACCUGCUGCCGCAACACUUACUGCUGUAACAGCGACUGAGAGAGAUCGCAGCCUGUGCGCCCCGCUAAGCCCUCACUCCCCCUAUCAUCCUAUCGCUUUGCUUUUGCCUGGUGGAUGUGGAUGCAUGAGUUCUGCACCGAAUGGGCGCAAAAACCGCCCCAGGUCCCAGGGAUCGCGCUUCCAGAUCAGCCACAAAGCGCUCCCCAGAGACUGUGAGCGCAGGGGGAGCGCAGAGAGCGCCCUCACAUCCCACAGAACCCUGGAGCACUGCAAGAUGCUUGUCCAGGACUUCAACACCCAGGUGGCUUUAUUCCGAGAGCUGGUCAUUUCCAUUGGAGACGUGUCCGUGAACUGCCCCUCCCUGCGGGCAGAAAUGCACAAAAUUCGAACCAAAGGCUGCGAGAUGGCGCUCCAUGCUCACCAAAAACUCUCGGCAAUCUCCGGACCAGAAGACGGGGAGAUCCACCCAGAAAUCUGCAGACUUUACAUCCAGCUGCAGUGCUGCCUAGAGAUGUACACAACGGAAAUGCUGAAAUCCAUGUGCCUGUUGGGGUCACUGCAGCAUCAGCGGAAGGGGAAGGAACCCUGGGUAGGCCCCAGGAUUAUAGAUUACAAACCUGAAGAAAGUUCCGAUAUUCCAAUAUUAGAUGACACCUCCUCGUCACCAACAGAUAUGCAGCAGCAGUGCUGGCAGGUUUCCACAGAUAUUGAAAAUACAGAAAGGGACAUGCGAGAGAUGAAAAACCUUUUAAGCAAACUCAGGGAGACCAUGCCACUGCCAUUAAAAAAUCAAGAUGAUAGUAGCCUCCUAAAUUUAACACCAUAUCCACUGGUGAGAAGAAGGAAGAGAAGAUUCUUUGGAUUGUGUUGUCUCAUCUCAAGCUAAACCCCUGGAAGCAAUCCUUUCAAUAAAUACAUCCACAAACUGAGCCAAUCCUGUAUAGGAUGGUUGCCCAUUAUUCAAUGUUGCCUACACUGCCUUAGAGCAAAUCUGGUACUGUUAAUUUGAGAUUAUUGGCAUCUGUGUACAAGAACAGACUGACUUAUGACUCAAAUAUCAACUUAAAAAGCGUUACUAACAAUAUUAGCAUGUUUACUAUAAAAAACAACCCGUACCUGAGUGUAAGAGAUAACCAAGGCACUGGAACUUCACCGCUCAAGUUUUCUUGACGUGCUUGCUAGAGAAGAAUUAUUCCAAAACGUCAACACCAGAGGCAAGAUACAAAUAUGCAAUAUGCUUUGUUGAUAUUAUAGUGUUGUAGUAUAAGUAUACCACUUCAGCAGCAUCGCAACUAAGUGUGGACAUGAGUAAGCAGUUAUGGUUUACAUAUUGUCUAAUAUGUCCUAGUAGAUUGGGCCAUGAACUAGCACCAAUGACAUUCCUUUAUUUUGUAAAUCCAUAUUAUUUUGUACCAUUCAUACUUAGUCUUCCACUAAACAAUUUUUCUUUUUGUUUCUGAGACCUCAGCCAAGUUUAUUAACCAGUGACUGUAAUAAAAACAAAGUGAACAUUUAUGGCUUGUACAUAUGUUGUAGACAUGAUGAUGACCAUCAGUAUUUUCACUGACCUCCAAAUAGUGUGAUUUUCACAAUUUUGCAACCAUAAUAUAGUGAUAUAUGUAUAAAACUAUACUAUACAUUUUCCCUAAGGUAUAUCCUUCAAAAGAGUAAGACAAAGUCUAUCAUGUAUUACCACAGGAAGUUGAAGCAUGGUGUCUACACGUUGACAUGUUGUUACAAAUAAUAAGGCAUGCUGAAAUUAGUUCAGAUUGUAAUAUAUUCCAUAUUUUACAUUGUUAAUAAAAUGUUUUAGUUAA